Penaeus monodon (black tiger shrimp) is the source of this 1105-nucleotide messenger RNA. RefSeq lists its product as uncharacterized. The coding region runs from base 52 to 951 and encodes 299 amino acids. The record is from RefSeq and is a predicted model, not a curated record. NCBI's taxonomy places the organism in Eukaryota, Metazoa, Arthropoda, Malacostraca, Decapoda, Penaeidae. The transcript is spliced from 2 exons.
GGGUCCACACGAAAGUUAUUUUGCACAAUAAUAGUUUCCCUCAACACCAUCAUGUUAUUACAGCUCCUUGUGUGCGCGGCGGCCCUCGCUCCGCUUGCGUCAGCCUCGCCGGCGCCUCAGCAGACGUACGACGCCCUUGGAGUCCAGACCCUCGGGACGUCGACCGAUCAAACCCGGAACGAACUCCUGGACAUCGCCCUCGAACUCCUGCCGAACAUCACGGACAUCCUUCGCAACGUGACGGGCGGCCCAGGCGGCGCGAAGGACAUCAAACGUUUCCAGGAGAUUAUCGAGGUGUUCAUCCCGGUCAUGAGGAAGACCCUGGAGUUCCGCGCGGAGGACGAGGGGCGGCCGCUGGACCCCACCGACCUGCAGGCGCUGGACGACAUCGAGAUAGCGCUGUCGCUGUUCGGGUCCCUGGCGGAGAGCGGUUUCGGCCUGGGCGAGGCGGCGGACGACAUGGCGCUUCCCGACUACACCGACCUCUUCGUUGACAUUCCCGACGUCACCAUUCCGGAGGUGCGCAUACCGGAGGUCAAGAUCCCCGAGAUCGCAAUCCCGGAGAUUAACAUCCCGGGGCAGGACGCCAUCCCGGCCAGAGAAAUCUCCUUCGAGAGCAUCCCCGAAGUGAGGAUUCCGAGCCGCCGGAUUCCCGUGACCGCCAGACCCGCCGCAGCCAGGGCGACGACGAAGAAGGCCGAAGCAACGACCCGGAGACCCGCCACCACGACCGCCCAGCCGGCGACCCGGAGACCCGCCCCCAGCGCCGAGGCUCCCCCGUUUGACCCCUUCUCCUUCUUCAGGGUCCCCGUCCACCGCACGACGUCGGCCGGCGCUGCGCUCUUCGUUCGGGAGGAUCGAUCGGCCGGACGCGUCGCGGACCUGCACUACUACACGUUGCCCGGGGGAGGAUACGCCUACACGAACCACUUCGGAAGCCAAAGAGCGUAGCAUCGGUUGCAACUGCAUAUCAAGAUGAUUAUUGUAGCAUAGUCUUAUUCAUAUCUCCUUGCGUCCUGGUGGCGAUAAGCAUGUAAGAAUACCAUUUCAUGUUCUUCACUUGUUAUUGUCUUUGUCUAUAAAGACAACUAUUCUCUAUAAACAA